Molecule: messenger RNA, 1384 nt
Organism: Physcomitrium patens
Lineage: Eukaryota; Viridiplantae; Streptophyta; Bryopsida; Funariales; Funariaceae
Product: protein Iojap, chloroplastic
Biological process (GO): negative regulation of ribosome biogenesis; negative regulation of translation
Molecular function (GO): ribosomal large subunit binding
Source: RefSeq, a predicted model, not a curated record
AAGCUCUGGUGCUUCGUCCCCCACUUUUGCUUUCGUGAGUGGGCUUUUUUGAGCUUGUUUUUUAGUGUUCGAUUCAGCUGUAUAUCUCCUUUCUGAAGAUCUUAGGGUUUCGUAUGUUGUCCUUCUACAGUUUUGUGAGACAAUUCAGUGGCGGUGUAGUUGUAAGUUGAGUGUCUUGUGUAGAAUUGUUUGUUCGAGAGGUUCAGAAUCCAGGGGUUUAGCUGCGUUUGAAGAUUUGCUAAGGUGGGGUGUGGCUGCAAGGCGUCUAUCUUCUGUUCCUUUGUAGCGUGGGUUCAGCUACAGUCUCUAGAAGUUGAGGUUGAUUGUUGGGGUGUAGUUGAUUUUGAGACAGAGGUGAGGAAGUGUUUUGGGGUUCACGUGAAAUACCAUGCCUCAUCCUCACCAAGUGCUAGCUCUGCAGCAAUGUAGUCCUACAAGCCUGUGGCAAGCGGCUUCUACAAGCUGCGGCCAUAGUGUAAGUGCUAGAGCGCAGGCUUCACCCUGUACAAGCAUGCCUGCCUUGCAAUUGGCUUCUUCAUCGACAUUUCGAACGCGUGGUUUUAACCCACUAUUGGGAGGGUUUAGGGUUUCACUUCGCAAUGCUGACCAACCGUGCCGCAGCAUCUCAAAUUCGCAAACUGGUCGGAAUAUGGAGGAACUAGAUGAUUCAGAAAUUGAUCAGCUAGGAGACGUAGACCUCGAUGCCUUGUUUGAAGAGUAUGGAGAAACUGUCCGGGACAAUGAGGAGUCGAACAGUAUUACUUCAGAGGUCGACGAGGAUUCUGACAGUCUGGCUUUUGCGGUGGCCUUGGCUGAGGCUGCCAACGAUGUGAAGGGCAGUGAAAUCCAGGUUUUGUGUGUGAAGCCGCUUAUCUACUGGGCCCGUUUCUUCGUUGUUGUUACCGCCUUCUCCAAACCCCAGAUUGAUGCAGUGGGAAAGAGGAUGCGGGAUAUAGCUGAAGCGAAGUUCAACCGCUUUCCUAAAGGCGAUUCCAAGCCAAACUCGUGGACUUUGCUAGAUUUUGGCGAUGUCGUGGUCCAUAUUUUCCUGCCAAAGGAAAGGGAGUACUACAACCUGGAGGAGUUUUAUGGGAAUGCUACCCUUGUCAAGCUUCCUUUCGAAAACCGUUCUGUACAAUGAUAGACCACGAACCUCUUAGGACAACCUCCUGUAUCAGGCUGAAAGGCCAUUUAGAUAGCUGUUACUCACAGAAAGUUACAAUUGAGAAGCAGCAACCAUUGUUUACAGCAUCACAGUAUGCUCCUCUCACCCGCAGAUUUUCUUUGCCUGGACUGGGUGUAGACAGCAGAGUAUCAUUAUGUACGGCUCUUUUGUCAGCCGGUUCAUUAAGAAGAAAUAGCAAUGCGCUUUGCUUCGUCUUUA